Solea senegalensis (Senegalese sole) is the source of this 1511-nucleotide messenger RNA. It is a transcript of the gene cldn29, whose product is annotated as claudin 29. Bases 459 to 1256 code for a protein of 265 amino acids. Gene Ontology annotation, molecular function: structural molecule activity. NCBI's taxonomy places the organism in Eukaryota, Metazoa, Chordata, Actinopteri, Pleuronectiformes, Soleidae. Gene Ontology annotation, biological process: bicellular tight junction assembly; cell adhesion. The record is from RefSeq and is a predicted model, not a curated record. The transcript has a single exon. Gene Ontology annotation, cellular component: bicellular tight junction; plasma membrane.
CGUGGAGGAUAAUGUGGUAGAAAAUGGAUGGAUGGAUGUUUUUCUUCUGUUCUGAGGCUUUGUUGUGUUCAUGAGUCACAUAUUCACACAAACACGUAGCUUUGAAAACCAAGAUGUGAUCACACUUGGGAAGAAUAUAAAUCUUUUAUUCAGAGCAGACAUUGGAGUAAUUAUUAUAUUAUAUAUAUUAUAUUAAUUAUGAGAUAGAUAGAUAGAUUGGACGUCACUACUCUAACACUAAUUUAUUAUUAUGUUGGGUGAAGACUUUGAAUUUAAUGGUUUGAAAUAUAUCUUCCUUCUCUAUUAAGUUGGAUUUUGAUGUUUUGGCUUCACAACUUUUGACUGAACCUCACCAUGAAAGCCUCUGGUGUCUUGGCAGAGCUGGGGUAGAAAGAGAGAGAGGGAGAGAGGAGGCCUCUUUGUUGAAUAGCAACACCUCUGAACUCAAAAGCAGCAGCAUGAUGGAUGUUUCCACUGUAUCUGAGCAGUGGAGCCAAAGCCCACCCAGAGGAGGGGGCUUCUCGGGAGCAUCUGUGGGUCAUAUAAACCUUCCCCACAGUGGGAGAGUUUAUAGUUGUCAGUUCACUGGAGAACUAAGACACAGCAUUAAAAUCAACACUGCAAUGGCAUCGUUGGGGCUGCAGAUACUCGGUGUAGGGCUGGCGGUGCUCGGUUGGAUAGGAAACAUACUGAUCUGUAUGCUGCCCCUGUGGAAGGUGUCUGCUUUCAUUGGGAACAACAUUGUGGUUGCGCAGACCAUUUGGGAAGGACUGUGGAUGACCUGUGUGGUGCAGAGCACGGGUCAGAUGCAGUGCAAGGUCUACGACUCCAUGCUGGCUCUGCCCCCAGACCUCCAGGCUGCACGAGCCAUGGUCGUCAUCGCCAUCUUGUUCUCUCUGUUUGGCGUGCUGCUCUCGGUGGUCGGAGGUAAAUGCACCACCUGCAUAGGAGACAAAGCGGCGAAAGCCAGAGUGGCCAUCUCCGCAGGUGUCUUCUUCCUCCUGAGUGGGGCUCUGUGCCUGGUGACGGUGUCGCUGCCCGCUAACACCAUCAUCAAGGACUUCUACAACCCGUUGGUCCCUGAUGCGCAGAGGAGAGAGCUGGGUGCGUGUUUGUACGUGGGCUGGGGAGCAUCGGGACUGUUGCUGAUUGGUGGUGCUCUUCUCUGCUGUCAGUGCUCGUCAGGUGGAGACCGCUAUACUGGAGCAAAGUACUCCCCGCCUAAAUCCACAACACCUGGGAAAGAAUUUGUCUGAAUGGACAGCGCCUGACUCUGCAUACAUAACAAAUGUGAAAUUUGUGAUUAACGUCAUUAACUAACACACUGUUGCCUUUAUGUGUCUGGAGAGCGUCAGAUAAUAGUGCCGUGUUAGAUUGGAGUUGUCACCAUUUGUAUUAUUUCAACAGUAAUUCACACUUUCCUGUUUUUUAUCGUCUUUUUUGUACAAUGUAUUCAUUAUGUACAUUUCAUUUUUUUUCCUUCAUUCAUGCAAUAAAUAUUAUUUUUGUCA